UUUCGAACGCGGACGCCGCGCGCGGCUGAGGCGACCCGGCGCGAGCGAGCGCGCGGCGCAGGGACCCGGCGGGCUGCUGGGGCCUCCGCGGUGCCCGCCUCCGCUCCCUCCCCUCGGGCCCUCUGGGCCGGCCGGCCGGCGCCGCCUCCCGGGAAGAUGGCGCUGCACUUCCAGAGUUUGGCCGAAUUGGAAGUGUUAUGUACUCAUCUCUACAUAGGGACUGAUCUUACACAAAGAAUAGAGGCUGAGAAAGCACUCUUGGAACUUAUUGACAGCCCAGAAUGUCUCAGCAAGUGUCAACUUUUAUUAGAACAAGGAACAACAUCCUAUGCUCAGCUCCUUGCAGCAACAUGUCUUUCAAAACUUGUCAGCCGAGUCAGUCCUUUACCCAUUGAACAGAGGAUAGAUAUCAGAAACUACAUUCUGAAUUAUGUGGCAUCACAACCCAAGCUUGCUCCCUUUGUCAUCCAAGCUCUUAUCCAAGUCAUUGCCAAAAUCACUAAGUCUGGGUGGUUUGAGGUUCAGAAAGACCAAUUUGUCUUCAGAGAAAUUAUCGAUGAUGUGAAGAAGUUUCUUCAGGGUACUGUGGAACACUGCAUAACAGGAGUAAUAAUCCUUUCUGAAUUGACUCAGGAAAUGAACCUGGUUGAUUAUUCUAGACCUUCAGCAAAACACAGAAAAAUAGCUACCUCAUUUCGUGACACUUCUCUCAAAGAUAUUUUAGUGCUAGCAUGCUCUCUUUUAAAAGAGGUGUUGGCCAAACCUUUAAAUCUUCAAGAUCAAUAUCAACAAAAUCUGGUAAUGCAAGUCUUAAAAUUGGUCCUUAACUGCCUUAACUUUGACUUCAUUGGCAGUUCAGCAGAUGAAUCUGCAGAUGAUCUUUGUACAGUGCAGAUUCCAACAACUUGGAGAACAAUUUUCCUGGAACCAGAAACAUUGGAUCUUUUCUUCGAUUUGUAUCAUUCACUUCCACCACUACUAUCUCAGUUAGCGCUUUCAUGUUUAGUUCAAUUUGCUUCUACAAGAAGGUCCUUAUUUAGCAGUCCUGAACGUGCCAAGUACCUUGGUAAUUUAAUUAAGGGAGUAAAAAGAAUACUUGAAAACCCUCAGGGUUUGUCUGAUCCAGGUAAUUAUCAUGAAUUUUGUCGAUUUUUGGCUCGUUUAAAGACAAAUUAUCAGCUGGGAGAAUUAGUUAUGGUGAAGGAGUAUCCUGAAGUUAUCAGAUUGAUUGCUAAUUUUACCAUUACUAGCCUACAGCAUUGGGAAUUUGCUCCCAACAGUGUUCAUUAUUUAUUAACUCUGUGGCAAAGGAUGGUAGCAUCAGUUCCUUUUGUGAAAUCAACUGAGCCCCACCUAUUAGACACUUACGCACCAGAAAUCACGAAGGCCUUUAUCACUUCUCGGUUGGAAUCUGUUGCCAUAGUUGUGAGAGAUCAUUUAGAUGAUCCCCUGGAUGAUACUGCUACUGUGUUUCAGCAGCUGGAGCAGUUGUGCACCGUCAGCAGAUGUGAAUAUGAAAAGACAUGUACUCUUCUUGUACAGCUAUUUGACCAAAAUGCACAGAAUUACCAGAAACUUUUGCAUUCAGCUUCUGGAAUAACUGUGGACAUGGCAAUUCAGGAAGGACGUCUUGCAUGGCUAGUAUACUUAGUUGGGACAGUUGUAGGAGGAAGAUUAACAUAUACCAGUACAGAUGAACAUGAUGCUAUGGAUGGAGAAUUAUCCUGUCGAGUUUUUCAGCUCAUAUCUUUAAUGGAUUCCGGAUUGCCUCAGUGUUCUAAUGAGAAGAUAGAGCUUGCAAUUUUGUGGUUCUUGGAUCAGUUUCGUAAAACAUAUGUUGGUGAUCAACUUCAAAGAACCUCAAAGGUUGUACGCCUGAGGAGCGAUGAAUCCAGAGUUCCAGAGAAAGCUUGGAAAAUAGUUAAGGUAUAUGCACGUAUGUCAGAAGUCUUAGGAAUAACAGAUGACAACCACGUUCUAGAAACAUUCAUGACAAAAAUUGUUACAAACCUUAAAUACUGGGGAAGAUGUGAGCCUGUAAUUUCAAGGACUCUUCAGUUCCUAAAUGACCUUUCUGUUGGCUAUAUCCUUUUAAAAAAACUUGUGAAGAUAGAUGCUGUGAAAUUCAUGCUAAAAAACCACACGAGUGAACACUUCCCUUUUCUUGGCAUCAAUGACAGUUACAGUCUCAGUGACUUCAGGUGUCGAACAACCUUCUACACAGCUCUCACUCGCCUUCUGAUGGUAGAUCUAGGCGAAGAUGAGGAUGAAUUUGAGAAUUUCAUGCUGCCUCUUACAGUUGCUUUUGAAACAGUAUUACAAAUAUUCAACAACAACUUUAAACAAGAAGAUGUAAAGCGUAUGUUGAUCGGGCUGGCAAGAGAUCUUCGAGGGAUUGCCUUUGCACUGAACACAAAGACCAGCUACACCAUGCUGUUUGACUGGAUACUUUAUAAAAGUUACCCGACAUACCUUCCCAUUCUGCAGAGGGCAAUUGAACGGUGGUAUGGAGAGCCAGCAUGUACAACUCCCAUCUUGAAACUUAUGGCAGAACUGAUGCAAAAUAGAUCCCAGCGUUUGAAUUUUGAUGUAUCAUCUCCUAAUGGAAUUCUUCUCUUCAGAGAAGCUAGUAAAAUGGUUUGCACUUAUGGUAAUCAGAUCCUGUCCCUCGGGAGCCUCUCAAAAGAUCAGAUUUAUCCAAUGAAACUCAAGGGCAUCUCCAUCUGCUAUUCAGCUCUCAAAUCUGCCUUGUGUGGAAAUUAUGUCAGUUUUGGCGUCUUCAAGUUGUAUGGGGACAACCAUUUUGACAAUAUACUUCAGGCCUUUGUCAAAAUGCUGCUGUCAGUGUCCCACAGUGACUUGCUACAAUACCGGAAACUGAGCCAGUCUUAUUAUCCACUCCUGGAAUGUCUCACCCAGGACCACAUGAGCUUCAUCACCAACCUAGAGCCUCCUGUACUCCUAUAUGUUCUCACAUCUAUCUCAGAGGGACUCACUACUCUUGAUACAGUUGUCUCCUCCAGCUGCUGUACCAGUUUAGACUACAUCGUCACCUACCUCUUCAAGCACAUAGCAAAAGAGGGCAAGAAGCCACUUCGAGUUGGAGAGGCUACCCAGGCUGGUCAGAGACUAUUACAUUUUAUGCAGCAAAACCCAGAUGUCCUGCAGCAGAUGAUGUCUGUCCUCAUGAACACCAUUGUCUUUGAAGACUGUCGGAACCAGUGGUCAGUAUCCAGGCCUCUCCUGGGGCUCAUCCUGCUCAAUGAGAAGUAUUUUAGUGAACUGAGAGCAAGUCUGAUAAACUGCCAGCCUCUUCCCAAGCAGGAGGUCCUUGCCCAGUGUUUCAGGAACUUGAUGGAAGGAGUGGAGCAGAACCUGUCCAUCAAGAACAGAGACAGGUUCACCCAGAAUCUAUCCGUAUUCCGAAGAGAAGUGGCAGAGGCUUUGCGCAGUGACGGCAAUGCGGAACCCUGCAGUCUGGACAUGAUGAGCUGAUCGUGUUGUGCCCAGCAACCUUCAGCAAGAGAAUCUUGAAGGUCUGGGUCCCAGGAUAGUGAUGCUGGCUAGCCCAGGGGAACGUAUUUUUCAAAACAAACAGCAACAAAAGCCCUACCUUUUUAUACGUCUGGCCUAAUUAUAAGAAUUUAUAAUAGUCACACAUAAUGUAAAUUCAGUCUUUGCUCUGAUAAGGCAAAAGAUAUGUUUUCAGUCUUUCUAUUGAAUAUUAUCUUUGUUUUCAUAAUGCUUUGAAAGGAUGUAGAAACAAUAUUUAACCAAAGAACAUAAUAAACCAGGUUUGCACCUACGUGUCUGCUAUUUUAUGGUUGCAAUUAAGGUUGUCAGUUUGUUGGAGAUGCAGCCUUCAACAUGGAUCCUGCAUUGUGACAAAUGCCAAUGGAACCGUUAAAUUAGCAGUUUGUUGUGAGUCUGCAAGAGGCAGCUUUAGGGACUUUGGGCCAUGGGCAUUAGAAGGAGCCUGGGAGCACUGCGGGGCAUCCCACAGGACUGCACACAGCCCUCUCUGCCUCAGCCGCAUCUGAUAAAGUUGAGAGACAGUAACACAAUUAAAUGACUUACAAACAACGUUUGCUUUUCACUGGCAUAAAUCUGAAGUGGUUCAGUCUAGAAGAAUUAAGCUGUGCAGUUACUGCCUGCAGAGAUAUUUCUUUGGAAGGAGUCAUGUAGCUCCAGUAAGAAGUUCUGGGUGGUGUCGGCAUCCAGCCCUGCCUCCAUUUAAUUUUUAAGAGAAGCCAAAUGUAACUGCUAAAAUAUUGUAUUUGAAGCAGCUCUGCCUUCUCGUUCUACCCAAAACAGUUCUAAGUGCUAAAGUUCAGAUUUUCAGAGGACAAGAAACAGCUGGUUUCCAUUCCUCCACAAAAACUUAUUACUGUUGGGAUUGUGACUUAACCCAAACCCAGAACAUGAAGGCCUUUAUAGUUUGUGAUAUACUGUAACUAGGCUAUUAAUUUGAGAUUGCCACUGUCAAGUGGGUUUUUUUUUUUAUCUCACCGCUCUGUUUUUAUGGUUCAGGCUUAUAAUAAAUAUUGUGCCCUUUAUUUCUGAUAAGACAUGAAAGCUUGGCCUUACUGUUGAACAAGAAGUAAAUCCACGGGGCUCCUGUUAAAAUCUCAUUUCUCGGACUAGUGUUUCUUGCAACCUUUCUUGAUAGCUGAGUUUUACAACAGGCUUGUCACAUAAAAGCAGAGUCACCAACUUUAUCUCAAAAUGUUUGCCUUCCAUGUGUGAAGGAAAUUAUAGGAAAAUGUGUCAUAGAUAGGAUUACUUCUAGUAUUUAAUGGAGAAAUAAGCUUCAGCCUUAUACCAUAUUUCAUUAGAAAUGGGAAAUAAAAUUUUCCUUGAAAAGGGAAAUUCUGAACGCUAUAAGACAUCAGCCAUUCAGAGAAGUUUAACAAGAAUUUCUAUUUCUUGGGGGCUUAUAACUGCAUGCUCCAUCCCACAAUGUGUUAUAGAAGCCCUAUCCCAUUCUGCACUGUUUUUACAAAAUCUAGGAUCUAAAAGCACCAUAUCAUUUGCAUUAAAAUUCUCACAAGAAAAUGACAAUGUGCACUUGCUCCUCAUUGCCACACUGCCAGAGGUCACUUGGUGGUUUCGCACUAGCCAAGAAAGGCUCCACCAGACUUGGCCUUUGAGAGCUGUUCUCAGAGGAACACUGGUCAGACCUGCCAGCAGGGGGGCUGACCCGGCAAGACCUGUCCGUGGUGCUGGCCUCGCAGAGCACACUGAGGGCUCUCUUGCCCUUCUUGCCCUUUACAUCCGUUACUCCCGCUGUCCUCACAACAGCCUUAUAGAGGUAGACAGCAUUAGUCCCACUUUGCAGAUGAGGACUCUAAGGCUCAGAGAUGGUAUAUAGUUUACACAGGUCAUAACAGGCAGGAUUUGAACCCUUAUCUGUCUCACUUCAAAGAAAUUCCUGGCCUCUUCCAAGGAAGACAAUUUUCAGAAUGGUGAGUUGAAACCUGUUACAUUUAAGUUGAUUACCAUUUGUUUUUUGGAACUCUACUGUUAAAUAACAAAUUUCUCAAAACUUAGUGUCUUAAGGCAACAUUUAUUAUCUCACAGUUCCUGUAGGUCAGGGAUUCAUAGCUGAGUCCUCUCUUCGGGGUCUCUCACAGGCUGCAGUCAGGGUUAUCAGCCAAGGCUGUGAUCAUGUCAAGGCGUGACUGGGGAGGGUAUGCAUCCAGGCCCACUGGGGGCUGUCAGCAGGAGUCAGGUUCUCAGGGGUUGUCGCCUCAGUUUUCUGCCAAAUGGGCCUCUCAACACUGAGCUCACAACACUGACAUCUUGUUUCGUGAGAAAAGAGCCAAAGAGAGUACAGCAAUCUGGAAGUCCAGGCUUUUAUAACCUCAUCUCAGAAGGGGCGUCCCUUCACUUCUGCUGCAUCCCAUUCAUUAGAAGUAAAUCACUAGGUCUAGGCCACACAUACGAGAACCUGAUUUGGGACUGUGUCCCCCAUCCCCAAGCUUGCCAGAGUCUGCCUCGGUAGGGGACAGUGGGACUCUGGGGAAGAGACCUAGAACCCCAGGAUGUCUCUGUCAGGACAUCCUCUCCCAAGGAUAAGACAAGCAUGCACAGGCAAGGAUACACCCAAGCCUGUGGCAGCUAUACAGAAUAACCAGUGGAGCUAUCAUAUGGUCUAAUCAGAUCGCGAGUGCAUCUAACUUAGACUCAGAAACAGGAAAAAAUAAAUAGUUCUGGCAAUCCCACAGGGCCUACAAACAUGCUCAGAGUGAGGAUGAGAUGGGAGCUGUGGGCCUCUGUUUGCAUACCUCACCCUUCUGAUGGGAUUUUAGUGCAUAAACAGAUGUAUGGCUCAUACAAUGUGACAACUGCUCAAGCAAGUUGAAGGUAUUUUGACUUUGCUUAAUUUUUGCCUUCCACACUGACUUCAGAACCUGACCUUUGAGAAAGCUAUAUCCUGCCCACAUUUUAGAUGUUUCUGUCUUUCUGUGCUUUCCAAACAGACUUCUCUACACUGACAGAUAAAGGAGCAUCAUACCCCUGCAUUUGUGUGAUGAUCUGAACGGCCCAGAAAAGCCCUUUCGGCCCCCCAGACUCCCUUCCACUGGCCCUGACAACCGAGCCGUACCUUCUGGUUAUGGUAGUGGGGCCCCUUUCAAAAUGCAAAACUGGCCUGGCACGUAGCUGAUAGCUGAGACUAGUGACCAAAUUAGCUAAUUGCCAACAGAGAGCUGAACACGAGAGCCAAAAACAGGGUAGGUUUGGUGAGAGAAAUUGGAGAAAGUAAAAGAUCUAGCACAUAGAAAACCUCAUCUAGAUGGGGGCUUGUUCAGCAGUGUUGUGGAAGUAGCAUUUGAGAAAACUUGGCUCCUUAUGAUGAGGAGGGAAAUGAGUAACUGAAGAGAAGAGCAUGGUAGAGUGGAAAGGGAGGAAGUAAAAGUUUCAAGACGAACAUAAAAUAAUUAGAACUGCUAUCAUUUAUUGAGGACCUGAUAAGCAUUACAAAUUUGCUAUCUCAUUUUAUACUUCCCAGUAAAAAUGUCAACUAUUAUUAUCCCCAUUUUAGAGAUGAUAAAACUGAGACUAAAAGACUAACCCAAGGCCACAUAGCUGGAAAGUGGACAAGCCAGGAUUCAAAGUCAGAUCUGCCUGACUCCAAAACUCAUGUUUCUUUUCCACUACGAUCCCUUGAGCUAGUACUUCACACUGGCCUUGGCGGGGACAGUUGGGUGGGAGAGCUGGAUAUGGAACCCUUUGCCCCCCCAGAGGGGCCAAGGCACUCCCAGAGAGAGGCCAGUCCAGGAUGUGGGCCCUUUGUGUGUUGUGUCUGUGGGCUCUGCCACCGAUUCAUCCUCCUCCCUGAACUUUAUAAAAUCAUUCUUGAGACUUUUUAAUGUUUUAUUGAGGUGCAAGUUUACGAUGACAGCAAACCUUUCAAACUACAGCAAGAGUAACCUGCCUCCUUGGCAUAUUAAAAAAUAAUGUUAGUGUUGGUUUUUACGUGCCAUAGUUUGGAUUGCUGAUAAGAGCGCUUCCUUGACAAGAUUCUUUUUGAGGUUUACAGAAAGCGUAAUAAAAUAUGUAAGUUACAUUUCCACAAACAAAA
Molecule: messenger RNA, 7585 nt
Organism: Microcebus murinus (gray mouse lemur)
Lineage: Eukaryota; Metazoa; Chordata; Mammalia; Primates; Cheirogaleidae
Source: RefSeq, a predicted model, not a curated record